CUAUCCCCAACCCCAACCCUCCCCACCAAACCAAAAAACAAUAAAAAUGCCAGACCUCAAAGCCCUAGUCAUACCAGCCGCAAUCCUCCUCGCCCUCCUCUCAAUCCCCCUCCUCUUCCCCGAAUACCUACCCUGGCUCAAACCCCCAAAAUCCAACAACCUCCACAAGCAAAGCAGCGAAAUAACUGCCCUACGAAUCUACCCCAUAAAAUCCUGCCGCGGCCUCUCCCUCCCCAAAUCAACCCUAACAAUGCAAGGCCUCGACCUCGACCGCCGCUGGAUGCUCAUCGACGCCAACACCAACACCUUCCUCACAAUCCGCCAAAUCCCCCAAAUGACCCUCAUCAACACCGCACUCUCCCCCGACGCCUCCACACUCAUCAUCACCUUCACCGGCCAACCCAAAACCGUCCGCGUCUCCACCCGCCCCGACAAAUCCUGGCUGGAAACCCACACCACCCUGUCCCAAGUCUCCAUCUGGGAUAUCCCAACCGACGCCCACAUCUACGGGCCAGAAAUCAACAACCCGUUCUCGGAAUUCCUGGGCCGGGAGGUCUGUCUCGUGUACAAGGGUCCCACGCCACGGGUUAUGCGCGGGAACGGGGAUCCGCGGCUGCUGGGUCGGACGCAGAGUGUGAAUUUCCCCGAUGUGCAUCCUGUGCUUAUUGCCUCUGAGGCGUCGAUAGGGGAAUUGAAUAAGAGGCUUGUGGGAGGCGGUGCGGAGGCGAUUAGCGUUGAGCGGUUUCGGCCGAAUGUUAUUGUUAAGGGCGUGGUGCCGUGGGAGGAGGAUAAGUGGAAGGUUGUGAGGAUUUCCAGAAGUGAGGGCCACGGCGAGGGCACCGGGUUGGAUGUGGAUGUUGUGGCGCGGUGUACGAGGUGCCAGGUGCCGAAUGUGGAUCCGGAUACGGCGGUUAAGCAUAAGACGCAGCCGUGGAAUACGCUUAUGGGGUAUCGGCGGAUUGAUGAGGGGAUGAAGUAUAAGCCUUGUUUUGGGAUGUUGAGUGCGCCGAGGAGGGAGGGGGUUGUGGAGGUUGGGAUGAGGUUGGAGGUGUUGGAGGUUACGGGGGCGCAUCGGUAUGUUAAGGGGUUUUGAGGGCUUGGGAGUGUGUGUAUUUGUUUGGGAUUAGCGGGUUUCUGUAUUGGGUACUUUGUAAUAUCAUGGCA
Molecule: messenger RNA, 1164 nt
Organism: Aspergillus alliaceus
Lineage: Eukaryota; Fungi; Ascomycota; Eurotiomycetes; Eurotiales; Aspergillaceae
Product: MOSC domain-containing protein
Exons: 1
Coding region: 47-1093 (348 amino acids)
Molecular function (GO): molybdenum ion binding; pyridoxal phosphate binding; catalytic activity
Source: RefSeq, a predicted model, not a curated record